AUAACCAGCUCCCAGGAGGCAGGAGGGUUGGAAGCUGUGCUCAGCAAUCUUCUAGGCCUCCUGGAGUACUGUCUCUUUAAGGAUGGGUCUCCCGGGGAAGGUCGGCUUUCCCUUGGGGCUCCUGCUUGCCUCUGUGCUCCUGGUGUCUUCAGCACCGACCACUCCCCAGGAGCCACAGGGCUGCAGCAACAAGGAGCAACAGGUCACCGUCAGCCACACGUACAAGAUCGAUGUGCCCAAGUCCGCCCUGGUCCAGGUGGAAGCUGACCCGCAGGCCCUCAGUGACGAUGGGACACCGCUCUUGGCCUUGGGGGAGGGUGGGGACGAGCAGAACUUCAUCUUCAGGCACAACAUCCGCCUUCAGACACCACAGAAGGACUGCGACUUGGCAGACAGCAUCCAGGACCUCCUGGCCCGUGUGAAGAAGCUGGAGGAAGAGAUGGCGGAGAUGAAGGAGCAGUGUAACCCCCAGCGCUGCUGCCCAGGAGCUGCGGGUCUGAGCCGCCGCUGCAGCGGCCACGGCACUUUCCUGCCUGAGACUUGCAGCUGCCUCUGCGAGCAGGGCUGGGAGGGCGCCGACUGCGAGCUGCCCACCUGCCCCGGGGCGUGCAGCGGUCACGGGCGCUGCGUGGACGGGCACUGCGUGUGCGACCGGCCCUACGUGGGGGUGGACUGCGCCUACGCCGCGUGCCCCCAGGACUGCAGCGGGCACGGCGUGUGCGUGCGCGGCGUGUGCCAGUGCCACGAGGACUUCACGGCGGACGACUGCAGCGAGCAGCGCUGUCCCGGCGACUGCAGCGGCCACGGCUUCUGCGACACCGGCGAGUGUUACUGCGAGUUGGGCUUCACGGGUCGCGACUGUUCCCAGGUGGUCCCCCCUCAGGGUCUGCAGCUACUCAAGAGCACAGAGACCUCCCUGCUGGUGAGCUGGGAGCCCACCAGCGAGGUGGACCACUAUCUGCUCAGCUACUACCCCCUGGGGAAGGAGCCGGCUACGAAGCAGAUCCAGGUGCCCAAGGAGCAGCACACCUAUGAGAUCCCCGGCUUGCAGCCUGGAACCAAGUAUAUAGUCACCCUGCGCAACGUGAAGAAAGACGUUUCCAGCAGCCCGCAGCAUCUGCUUGCCACCACAGAUCUCGCUGUGGUGGGCACUGCCUGGGUGAAUGAAGAGACUGAGACCUCCCUCGACGUGGAAUGGGAAAACCCUCUGACUGAGGUAGACUACUACAAACUGCGAUAUGGCCCCUUGACAGGGCAUGAGGUGGCUGAAGUCACUGUGCCCAAGAGCAAUGACCCCAAGAGUCGCUACGACAUCACUGGUCUGCAGCCUGGGACAGAGUAUAAAAUCACAGUUGUUCCUAUGAGAGGAGAUCUGGAGGGGAAACCAAUUCUCCUGAGUGGCAGGACAGAAAUUGAUGGUCCCAAGAACGUGAUCACUGAUCAGGUGACAGAAGACACGGCAGUCGUCUCCUGGGACCCGGUGAAGGCGGAUAUAGACAAGUAUGUGGUGCGCUACAUCUCCCCUGAUGGGGACGCCAAGGAGAAGGCAGUGCCCAAGGACGAGAGCAGCACCAUCCUGAAGGGCCUGAAGCCGGGGGAGGCGUACAAGGUCUACGUGUGGGCGGAGAGGGGCAGCCAGGGCAGCAAGAAGGCCGACACCAAGGCCCUCACAGAAAUUGACAGCCCAGAAAACCUGGUGACCGAUCGGGUGACGGAGAAUACCGCCUCUGUCUCUUGGAACCCGGUGGAGGCUGACAUCGACAGGUAUGUGGUGAGCUACACCUCAGCGGAUGGACAGACAAGGGAGGUUCCGGUGAGGAAGGAUCAGCACAGCACGGUCCUCACAGGCCUGAGUCCAGGUGUGGAGUACAAAGUCUACGUGUGGGCUGAGAAAGGGGACCGAGAGAGCAAGAAGGCAAACACCAAGGCUCCAACAGACAUUGACAGUCCUAAAAACUUGGUAGCUGACCGAGUGACAGAGAAUACAGUUACUGUCUCCUGGGACCCUGUGCAGGCCAACAUUGACAGAUACAUAGUGAGCUACACCUCUGCUGAUGGAGAGACCAGGGAGGUUCCAGUGGGGAAGGAGAAGACCAGCACCAUGCUGGUGGGCCUGCGGCCGGGUAUGGAGUACAAGGUCCAUGUGUGGGCCCAGAAGGGGACCCAGGAGAGCAAAAAGGCCAACACCAAGGCCCCCACAGACAUUGAUGGUCCCAAAAACCUGGUGACUAAGCAGGUGACCGAGACCACUCUCACUGUCUCUUGGGACCCAGUGGAGGCUGACAUCGACAGGUACAUGGUGCGUUACACCUCUGCCGAUGGAGAGACCAGGGAGGUUCCAGUGUCAAAGGAUCGGAGCAGCACCGUCCUCACAGGCCUGAGGCCUGGCGUGGAGUACGAGGUCGACGUGUGGGCCCAGAAGGGGGCCCAGUCUAGCAGGAAAGCCAACACCAAGGCCCCCACAGGCAUUGAUAGCCCCAAAAACCUGGUGGCUGAGCAGGUGACAGAAAACACUGCCACUGUCUCCUGGGACCCAGUCAAGGCCGACAUUGACAGGUACGUGGUACGCUACACGUCUGAGGAUGGAGAGACCAGGGAGAUUCUUGUUGGGAAGGAGGAGAGGAGCACUACCCUGACGGGCAUGAGACCAGGCGUGGAGUACCACUUUGAUGUGUGGGCCCAGAAGGGGACCCAGGAGAGCAGAAAGGCGAGCACCAAAGCCCCAACAGACAUUGAUGGCCCCAAAAACCUGGUGACAGAGCAGGUGACCGAGACCACUCUCACUGUCUCCUGGGACCCGGUGGAGGCUGACAUCGACAGGUACAUGGUGCGUUACACCUCUGCCGAUGGAGAGACCCGGGAGGUUCCAGUGUCAAAGGAGGAGAGCAGCACCGUGCUCACAGGCCUGAGGCCUGGCGUGGAGUACGAGGUCGACGUGUGGGCCCAGAAGGGGGCCCAGUCUAGCAGGAAAGCCAACACCAAGGCCCCCACAGAUAUUGACAGCCCCAAAAACCUGGAGAUUAAUCAGGCAACAGAGGACACCCUUACUAUUUCAUGGGACCCAGUGAAGGCUGACAUUGACAGAUACGUGGUGCGCUACACUUCUGCUGAUGGAAAGACCAAGGAAUUUCUUGUUGGGAAGGACCAAAGGAGCACUGUCCUGAGAGGUCUGAGGCCAGGUGUGGAGUACAAGGUUGACGUGUGGGCCCAGAAGGGUGCCCGGGAGAGCAGGAAGGCCAGCACCAGGGCUCCCACAGACAUAGACAGUCCCAAAAACCUGGUGACUAACCAGGUGACAGAGAAUACAGCCACCAUCUCCUGGGACCCUGUGCAGGCUGACAUCGACAGGUACAUGGUGCGCUACACCUCUGCCGACGGUGAGACCAGGGAGGUUCCAGUGUCAAAGGAUCGGAGCAGCACCGUCCUCACAGGCCUGAGGCCUGGCGUGGAGUACACUGUCCACGUGUGGGCCCAGAAGGGAGGUCGGACAAGCAAGAAAGCCAACACCCAGGCCCCCACAGAAAUUGACAGCCCCCAAAACUUGGUGACCAAUCGGGUGACAGAGAAUACAGCCACCAUCUCCUGGGAUCCAGUGCGAGCCACCAUCGACAGGUACAUGGUGCGCUACACCUCUGCUGACGGCGAGACCAGGGAGGUUCCAGUGUCAAAGGAUCGGAGCAGCACCGUCCUCACAGGCCUGAGGCCAGGUGUGGAGUACACGGUCCACGUGUGGGCCCAGAAGGGGGCCCGGGAGAGCAAGAAGGCCAACACUGAGGCUGUUACAGAUAUUGACCCUCCCAAAAACUUUCGUCCAUUUGGUGUAACACAUACUGGUGGGGCAUUGACUUGGAUGCCCCCCUCUGCUCAGAUCGAUGGCUACAUUCUGACCUACCAGUUCCCCAAUGGCACAGUGAAGGAGGUGCGGCUCCAAAGAGGGGAGCACCGGUUUGAGUUGCAAGGCCUUGAACAGGGUAUCACCUACCCUAUUUCCUUGGUUGCCUAUAAGGGUGAUCGUCGGAGCAGAAGUGUGUCCACCACCCUCUCCACAGUGGACGCCCGUUUUCCACACCCCUCGGACUGCAGCCAGGUUCAGCAGAACACCGAUGCUGCCAGUGGACUCUAUACCAUUUACCUGAAUGGUGAUGCUGACCGGCCUAUGCAGGUGUACUGUGAUAUGGACACAGAUGGAGGCGGCUGGAUUGUCUUCCAGAGACGGAACACUGGGCAGCUGGACUUCUUCAAGCGUUGGCGGAGCUAUGUGGAAGGUUUUGGGGACCCUAUGAAGGAGUUCUGGCUUGGACUUGACAAACUACACAAUCUCACCUCUGGAACUCCUACCCGGUAUGAAGUGAGGGUGGACUUACAGACUGCCAACGAAUCUGCCUAUGCUGUAUAUGAUUUCUUCCAAGUGGCCUCCAACAAGGAACGGUACAAGCUGUCAGUUGGGAAAUACAGAGGCACAGCAGGGGAUGCUCUGACUUACCACAAUGGAUGGAAAUUCACAACUUUUGAUAGAGAUAAUGACAUUGCCCUCAGCAACUGUGCUCUGACUCAUCAUGGUGGCUGGUGGUAUAAAAACUGCCACUUGGCCAACCCUAAUGGCAAAUAUGGGGAGACCAAGCACAGUGAGGGAGUAAACUGGGAGCCGUGGAAAGGACAUGAAUUCUCCAUUCCUUAUGUGGAACUGAAAAUCCGUCCCUUUGGCUACAGCAGAGACCGUUUCUCUGGCAGAAAGAAGAGGUCUGUGGAAGGCAAGGCUAGAGUGUUCUGAAGGCUCAUCGGGGCCAUCUUUGCAGAAGACAGGACCAGCUGUGGUUGGGGCUAUAUAAGCUUGGGAAAGGGUGGGUGGUGGUGGCUGGGGACCUGGAGGUUAAAGGAUGCUCAUAGCCAAUAGCAUCUUAAAUGGCUGGUCAACCCACAGAACAAACGAUAGCACCUGCUUCAACUCCUUCCGUGCCACCUGUAUCUUUGCCUGUCCUCUGGGAGGCCUGAAAGGCAUCAAUGUCAACGUUGCAUAGUAUGUAUGGAUGGGACAGACAGUGCUAAGAUGACAAGGUUUUCCAGUAUGUUUUUGGUAUCAGAUGUAUUGGAUUAGGACAAAAGGAGAAAUUAUUCACCCAGUACCUCAGUAAUUGGAAAUGUCUAGAAAUUGCUAGAAGUAACAGCACACACACAUACACACACAGUCACACACCCUGUAAAUCUUUUUAAAAGAAGAACCAAAGAGAUGUCCCAGUCCCUGGGGCUCAGGGCUAAGGCAGACGACCUGAUGCUUGUUGCUUUCUGCUCUCCUUGGGUUUUGAGGAAAAAGUGUGAACCUUACUCCCGUUAAAUGGCUGGUGUUAUGAAGAAGAAUACGAGAGUAAAAGGGGACAAAGAUGUAUUCACAUUUAGCUAAGUUUUGACUAGUCUCCAGCGAGCUGGAAACCAAAGCUCCCAUUUUAUUGCUAUUUUUAACUGCCCCCUUUCUGGCUAUUUGCAUAAUCACUCACAUGGACCUGCAUAUGCUGUAAAUAAAUCCUUACUCAUUUCAA
This is a messenger RNA of Jaculus jaculus (lesser Egyptian jerboa), 5534 nucleotides long. It is a transcript of the gene Tnn, whose product is annotated as tenascin N. Lineage: Eukaryota; Metazoa; Chordata; Mammalia; Rodentia; Dipodidae. The transcript has 22 exons. Gene Ontology annotation, molecular function: protein binding. The record is from RefSeq and is a predicted model, not a curated record. Bases 83 to 4771 code for a protein of 1562 amino acids.